Molecule: messenger RNA, 711 nt
Organism: Dichomitus squalens LYAD-421 SS1
Lineage: Eukaryota; Fungi; Basidiomycota; Agaricomycetes; Polyporales; Polyporaceae
Exons: 1
Coding region: 1-711 (236 amino acids)
Source: RefSeq, a predicted model, not a curated record
AUGUCACCGCAUACGACCCCGGUCACCGACCUUGGACUCCCCAUUGAGCUAUGGAUCCAAGUCCUUCGGAGUGCUUCAAGAGGAACACAAGCGAAGAUGAUGCUCGUGAAUCGCCCACUGAGCGAAAUCGCAGAAAGCCUCCUCUAUCACUCCGUCACUUUAACGUGGAAUAUAGACGUUCCAAAAUUCAGCCAAUCCAUCGCCUCCUGCAUCCGACGCGCUAGUCUGGUGAUCGAUAUCCACAUCCUGCAAAUAAAACCGCUCGGCGACAACCGUGUCCCGGCCCUGCUGCCAUAUCUCAUCGGUACCCUCCAGAACUUACGCACGAUGACACUCAAGAUGACAGUAGCAAGGAUGGCAAGCUGCGACGACAUCUUGCAUAUACGCCUCCCUCACUUGCGCAGCUUUACGUGCAACAUGAAUAUCAACUCGGACGAGGUCUUCUUCAACUUCCUAACAGCACACGAAGACCUUGUAGAGCUCGACCUAGGCUUCACCUACCCGCCGAACCUCCCAGGCGUUGAGGAUCGUUUGGACAAGAAGCCCUUCUCCUCACUGCAUACCAUAGCGUGCUCGUCGCGCUGGCUGAACAGCCGCUUGCCAGUCCUGCACAACCUCACGCACCUCUACUGGACGGGCUACAUCGCGACGGAGGUCGCGCACAUCGCGACCCUCUUGGACCUAGUGUUGCCGCCAAGCCAGCUAAGCUAA